Messenger RNA from Paramecium sonneborni, 1234 nucleotides. NCBI's taxonomy places the organism in Eukaryota, Ciliophora, Oligohymenophorea, Peniculida, Parameciidae. The record is from the annotation of a GenBank genome assembly.
AUGUAUAAUAAUCAUUUUGAACUAGUUGGUGAUGAUCUUUUCGUUAACUUUUUGAUGGAUUAACCAUAGUAUAUUCUUAAAUCUUAUAAAAAGAAACAAUUUUCCUCAUGUUAAUAGUAAUUCAAACAUCCAUUAUCCUUUAUCAGAAAAUGAAGGCCAACCUUAAUAAUAAUAAGAAUUUAUGUUAGCCAAUUAAUUACCUCCAUAGAAUCUAAGAAAAAAACAAUAGAAAAAAAAGAAAAUUGAUGAAACAUUACUCAAUAACAAAAACAACCUUAAGAAUACAUAUAUAAAUAAGAUUACAUCUUUAAUUUAAGAGACUAAAUCAACUGUUACUCCUAAAUACGAAAGAAAAGCUUCAACUUAUACUGAAGAUUCAGCCUAAGCAAAAUUAAUUCGUAAUAGAGAAUGUGCUAGAAAUUCAAGAAAAAGAAAGAAGAUCUAUAUUGAAUUAUUAGAAACUAGAGUUAAUUCUCUAAAUGAAGAACUAGAAAAAUGCAAAAGAAUCAUUAAAGGAUAAAAUAGUUGUUAGCAAUAUUUAGGUUCAAAUCCAUAAGUAUAUACUCUAAAUUAACUUAGUUAUAAAACUUUUUUUUAGGUAGAUAACAAUUAUUUGAAAAACUUGAAAAUGCUAUAAAAAAUCAUUCAGAUAAUAAUGAAAUUAAUCUUCUAUUGGAUUCUAUGAGAUUUAGAGUUGGUGGAGGAGGAAAAGAAAGAAUUAAUGCUUCUAACUAUUUCUUUCAAUAAAUUAUGGAAAUUUGUUUCCCUAUUCAUGUUAGAUAUAUGUUAUGGGCAGCUACUUCAGAUAAUUAAGAACCUACUUGGUUUACUAAUCUAUCUAAAGAAAUCAAUCUCACUGAAAUUUAAAAUAAAUCCUUAAAAAAAUAAUACAAACGAAUUCAAUCUGAUAAAGAUAAACUAGAAUAGUAAUUCAUUAUAUUUAUAUAGAUUAAUCAAAUAAUUCUAAAAUGUUAAAGAAAAUCUCUAUUCUAAAACUUAUUAAUUGGAAAAUUUUAUAGAUGAACUCAGAGGAAUACUGACUCCUACUUAAAUUGCUACAUUUCUAAUUGGUCUUGAAAAAGUAUUAUAUAUAUAUUCUAUUCUUUAGAAUAAAUUUUAAAAAGAAAUGAGUAUCUCUAAUCUAUGGAAAAUAUUCGAUGAAGAGUUCGAAACUGAAGUCAAAGAAGAAGAUUCUAUUCAACAAGACACUUUAUAAAAAAGAGUACAUUUAUGA